Molecule: messenger RNA, 3423 nt
Organism: Aspergillus affinis
Lineage: Eukaryota; Fungi; Ascomycota; Eurotiomycetes; Eurotiales; Aspergillaceae
Exons: 4
Coding region: 1-3423 (1140 amino acids)
Source: RefSeq, a predicted model, not a curated record
AUGGACGAUACUUCCCGACAGUUGGCCGGCCAGGCAUAUAAAAGUCUACACGAGAAUGCUUGGCUCAAUGGCCUCCACAUUCCGGACGACGAAAUGGACGCUAUGCGCAGAGUCCAGAAUACUUACAUCGUGCAGCUAGAUAGCUCCCCGGACAUGGGAUACAAAUUCAGGAUCCAUCUAAUCUGGGACUAUGAUAGGAUCUGGGGGAUGUUCGAUUUCGGGUGGAGUCGAGGGGUGUUCUUGAUUGAUCCAGGUCUGAAGCCAAUAGACUGCGAUGACGACGGCCAGCUUUUGCCAUUUACAUGGCGUGGUGUGAACAAAGCUUCUCCAGAGAAUCCCUACGGUUAUGAAGCUGAAGCAAAGGGAGAGAUCUGCAUAAAUGCGUUGGAGGAAACUCUGGAAGGUUUCUUCGGGUUCAUGGCGGGUAAUGGCAGCGCCGGCUCUGAUACAAAGUGUGCUUUUCACGCAAAGCGACAUUUUGGACCGCAAGUGGUCCCCAAUUCCUUGGAGAACAUUGUGAAGGAAUGGAACGAUUAUUGUCCUGAUUUCAGGAAAGAAACAGUGCGCCAGAAUCAGCCAGACUCGGCUUUGGCAGAGUAUCUUGAGAUCAACAACCAAGUGGUGAUCAGAAAACCCCUACAGGCCGCCCUUGACGACAUUCAGGCUACCGGAGCAUUUAUAACAGGUGGCAGCCAGGAAACUGCUGUCAACCCGGGUCUUCAUAUUUCAAAUGUAGGCAACAUCCGGCUUCCUAUUUUCGCCGAAGAAGCAAAAGCGAUCAUCAAGUCCUGCCGGCUGAGCCCCUACGGAAAGGGAACCGAAACCCUGGUCAACGAAUCGGUGCGAAAGAGCUGGCAACUUGACGCCGAUCAAGUUUCUUUCCAGAACCCCCAAUGGAAUGCGGAGGUUGGCCGUUGGGCUCACAAGGCGGCCACUGGUCUCGGCCUUGAGAAGUCUGCAGAGGUCAAGGCGGAGUUCUACAAACUGCUUGUAUACGAGAAAGAUGCUUUCUUCUUGUCACACCAGGAUUCGGAAAAGGCGGAUGGGAUGUUCGGCACGCUCGUCAUAUCCCUCCCCUCAAAACACGAGGGUGGGAAUGUGAUCGCCUCUCAUAGGGACAAAAAACUGGAAUUUGCAACUGCGCCAAAGUCGGAAUUUGGCUAUACAUGGGCCGCUUGGUAUGCUGAUGUCUCACAUGAGGUCAAGCCCGUCACCUCUGGAUAUAGGAUUGUUCUCGUUUACAACUUGAUCCAUCGUCCGUCCGCCGCACUCUUGCCAUUUCGCAGCAACAAGGCAGAGUCUCUCACUGAUUUGCUCAAAUCUUGGGCUCUGGGCGCCAAAAGGCCCGGGCAAUACCUCGAUGGCUGGGAUGAGUCUGACUUCCGCGAAGCCUGUCCACCAGCCCUAAUCUAUGUUUUCGAGCAUCAGUACACCGAGGCAGAACUGAGUUUUGCCCGCCUCAAAGGAGUUGACCGACAGCGCUUUGCAGAGCUACAGAAUGCUUGCCAGAAAGCCGACUUUGUCAUUCUUCUGGCCAACAUUGAGAAAAAUGUGACUGGUGGGGUGGACGAAAGUAAGGGUGAUUAUUACGGUGGUUAUUAUGGCGGCAGUGAUAGUGAUGGCAGUCCUAGCGUUAACAGUGAUGGGGUUCACAGCAUUCAAGACAUGACUGAAUGCAGUCUUGAGCUUUCACACGUUGUGAAUGCUGAAGGCCAAGUAGUCGGAACACAUGUACCCUUUGUUGAAAACAUGCUGGUUCCAGCGGAUGUUUUUGACCGCAGCCCGGAUGACGAGGACUUCGGUGGUUAUACGGGUAAUGAGGGCGCCACGACAACUCACUUUUACAAACAAACUGGUAUUUUGAUUCUCCCAAAAGAAUUUGAUUUCCUGUUUCAACUGCAAAAGUUGAGGGGUAAUGAUGAUGAGCUUCAACAGGCUCUUAAGCAAGGCCACCGUGUCAUAAAAGAAAACCCCAAUGAUACGACGACCAAGGAACGUCUAAGGCGGAUUUGCAGAGUCGCGCUUGAGUCGACAUAUUUGACAGACUCAGUUAUGGAAAUCGCUUUUGAACUGGAUGACAUGCCGCUUUUUUGCCGGAGCAUGGGCAAGUUCAGGGGUCAAUUCUCGAUCCCUCAAAGCUCUCAGAUUGCCAAGAUAAUUUUCCAUCAUGGCCUGGACGCCAUUUGCUCUGCACUAGAUGCUUAUUUCUCGAGAAAGUCCGGAUACAUGUAUAAGGUUCUCUCGUUCAGUGAGCAAAUAACCUCGAUAUCUCGAUUGGCCGCAGAAUUUCAGUCGAUUUGUGAGAGACAGAACCAGAAGCCAUCAGCGGAAGUAACGCAGUGGUGGAACGGCAAACUGGAUACUAUUCUUUUGACCGAACUUAAAGGAUUAGAAUCCGAAGGUCCCAUUCUGGCAGAAGCUUUGAGUGAAUCCCCGGCACCUGGAUUUCUCCAAAAAUCCGUCACCUUCCUGGAGACAAACAUGUUGCAGAAACCGUUAAUCUUGUCAUUCAUUGUCUCGGUUCAUGAAUUCUCGAAAACAGGAAACAUAGACAAGGGCGAGGUGGGUCAAGCGAUUGAUCGGCUGUUCCCAGCGGUCAUCAAGAACUUUAAGGUGGAAAGCACAACGCCUUUGGAUUAUCGAGACAUUUAUCUCGAUUGGUCUCUUCACGCCCAUCCACAGACUUCCCGGGUGUCCCCGGACUGGGUAAUCAAGCUGGUUAAGCUAGCGGAUGCCACAAACACCAAUUCCACGGGAAUUAUGGAUAAACUCGUCGAGUAUGCGGGAAACGUCAAACAAGAUGACACUGGAAGUACCUUCCAUGAAUUCCUAUUCCCCAUUGCUGGCGGCAUUUCCGAACACAUAGCAACGACAAAGCGUCCCGUUUCGCCCGGUGAACAGAAAUUCUUCACGUGGUUCCUCAAAGCUUACUUGACUGGCUACAUCAAAAUUGCGCCUCCACCACCGCCUGACUGGAAAGAGCGUACUACUAUCCGCUGUACCUGCGAUGACUGUGGUUCCCUGCGCCGAUUUAUCAAUGACAUAGAUGCUCCAAGCAAGGAUUUCGGGAUGGCAGAGAAACGCAGAAAGCACCUGGACCAGCAAAUCGACAAGUCCUACUUUUUCACGAGCACCAUCAAAUCAGGUACGCCGCAUAAACUGCGUGUCGAGAAAACCAGAGCCCAGGAAGUUUCCAACUACCUUGGAUGGAUCAAACGCGCACGAGCCGGGCAAGCUCAACUGGACCGGUUGUCUCAACAGGGACCCCUGCAAGAUAUUCUGGCUGAGAAUUACAACUCGAUUGUCAAUCACAGGAACCUCAAAGUACCGGAGAACUUGCCCUCGUCCCUUUUGAGUUUGACUCAAGAGAAUCUCUCAAAGGGCCGAAGCACUGUGCCGCAGAAACGUGGUUACCGAGGCUGA